UAGCCGAGCGUCUCUCGCGUCUUUUGUGGUCUGGGGCUCGGUGCUAAAACUCAUUCAUGAAGGACAACGAAAAAUAUGUCCUGUACCGCUUCACCGGACACCCGGUCAGCGGCGUCAACUGGAGACCGACGCGGCUGGUCGACGACGUGCCUGAGGUGCGCAAAUGCCGCGUUUGUGAACUUAUUCCGAAGAAGAUAGUGAGGUUGCCAUGUAAACACUUUUUGUGCGAGUACUGCCUCGACUGCGCCUCCCAGUCUGGCAGCGGGCUGUGCCCCGUGGAUCGCACGACCUUCAAGGUAGCGAAGUGCGCCGUCAUAAGCUUCCCCGCCAAGAAAGCCAACCGCUUAAAAGUUUACUGUUGGAAUCACAGAUCGGGCUGCGAGUUCAAGGGCCCCAUUGAGGAUCUUGUGCAGCACUACGAGAACGAUUGCGUCUUCCACUUGCUGCGUUGCGAAACAGGAAGGCACUGCCUGCCACGCGAACUCGCUGUAGAGCACUUCAUUAAUAUGUGUGACAAGAGACUUCCAUGUUCCGAGUUGUAUCACUCGGCCUUGCAAACUACACCAGCUGCUUCUGCAGAUACCAGCGUCCAUGAGGACCGUUCGCAAACUACAGCUCCUGCUUCUGCAGAUACCAGCGUUUAUGAAGACCGCUCGGAAACUACAGCACCUGCUUCUGCAGAUACCAGCGUCCAUGAGGACCACUCGACAACUACAGCUGCUGCUUCUGCAGAAACAAGCGUCAACGAUAACCGCUCGCAUACCACAGCUACUGCUUCUACAGAUGCCAGCGUCAACGAGAACCGCUCGCCUACUACAGCGGCUGCUUCUGUAGAUACCAGCGUCAAUGUGGAACACGAUAAGGCGCAAUUAAGAGACGUUCUCAAAGAAAUCCAGCUGUCUGCACUUCAGGACCAGAUGGCUGUGCUCAUAAAACGUGUCGCUUAUCAGCAUGCCGUACUAAAGGAAGUCAUUGACGGGCAAAAACUAGUAGCGCUUACUCUGAGGGAUACCCUGACCGAGGUCGUAACAAGAACGAUUUCCGAAAGUUUUCCGCGACAGCCGAAGUCAAAAAGUUUCACGGAUGACGACGCCACAUCGUCGGCCCUGUCACUGUCCUCGGAGAAGGUAGUCAUACUUAGAAAGCUUGAACAUUACGCCAACGUAACGCUCGGCACUCUCGAAGAGUUACGUCAGAACAUGCGUCAAUUUGAUCAUCCUGCUGUAAUUGCUCGUUGUGAGCCCGUGCAUCCUAGUCGCGAUAGGCUUCGUCUUUUGACUCAAGUACAACCAACCAACUCUCAAGUUGGAGCAGAAAUACCAAGCGUCACCUAUAAUCUGACCCUUAAAAAUGCCGACGAAAUCUUUUCGAGUGGGAUGGAGGACCGUACGUUUGCUGAUGUGACCACGUGGCACAUGAGAGACACGUACUUUGUGGUCACUGUCGGAAAGCAUGUUGCUCACGGCGCUACGCUUUUCGCGAUAGAGAUUGAGUUUAAUGAUUUGCGUGAAGGUGCUCAGUGGUUGCCUUCCUCUCGGUCGGUUACCGUGAUACAUUCGAACGGAAGGAGAUGGGAUCUACUCGAAGUCGCUGACCUGCCUUGUAGCUGUAAGCGCAGUCUUGAUAAGCUACAUCAUGCUCACGUGUCAUUCUUGGCAGACAUCAAUAUCUUCAAUCAGGGCUUUUGCCAAGACAAAAAGAUGCUGAUCGAGAUAAAGCUAACGACAUAACCGAGGGGGCUUACCGAAAAAUUUCAUUUCACCACACUGUCAUACUGUCAUAAUUAAUCGUCUCGUGCUUCAACGCAUACUCAUAUUGCACGCUCUGUUUGCGAUAUCAACUAAGGGCGAUUUUAUUGGACAUGCUUUUAUUCUUUUCCUGCCUAUCAAUUACUUCUCAUAUCAGGCAGCGUCUUUUAAAAGCACAGGCUUACGAGUCAGCUAGGAGGAUACAAGAAAUAAACUAAACGAAAGAACUGUAGUCAUACUGUUUCUGUGCGAAAGAACUUUUUAUCUAUGCUGUGUGUUUCAGCCAUAAAAUGAGCAGUAUUAUUUCAGAAAUGUGCCCUCGAUGAUUUUUUACCACCUUACAAUGUCACUGUUGUGCGCAAGAAGCUUUUCCAGAUACUCUGAUUGACGAGCUUUACCUAUAUGUACGAAUAGAGCUAUGCUCGAGAAUCAAAAUUGAGAUUGCAAUUUAUUGAUAUGUGCAGUUCAACGUCUCAAAAUGAGCAUAUGAAUAUGAAAAACACCAUGAUGGAG
Messenger RNA from Rhipicephalus microplus (southern cattle tick), 2261 nucleotides. RefSeq lists its product as uncharacterized. Lineage: Eukaryota; Metazoa; Arthropoda; Arachnida; Ixodida; Ixodidae. The record is from RefSeq and is a predicted model, not a curated record.